Molecule: messenger RNA, 396 nt
Organism: Rhipicephalus sanguineus (brown dog tick)
Lineage: Eukaryota; Metazoa; Arthropoda; Arachnida; Ixodida; Ixodidae
Product: ubiquitin-conjugating enzyme E2 Z
Exons: 1
Coding region: 1-396 (131 amino acids)
Source: RefSeq, a predicted model, not a curated record
AUGAGCGUCGCCAGCGUGCUGGUCUCGCUACAGUCGCUGAUGGCCGAGUUACCAUACUGGGGCACCGAGCAACACGUCUGCGAAUUUUCCUGCCUUAAAGCGCAACACGAGGUGAUCCGGGUGGCCGUGUGCGACGCCGUCGAGUGUUGCAUCAACGGAUCCUCACUGUGCCCGCCGCCCCUGAUGACGGCCAUGCUGCAAAGCUUUCUGGACAACAUAGAGAAAUACAUAAAGGUGUUGGGGUCCAACCAGAACCUGACAGGUAUGGCAAUGCCCUUCUGCCAACCUGGCAACGUGCGGGGUUAUUACCAGUUCGGAGUUUUGGUGACGAGACUCCGGACACUGGAAACAGAAGUCCGCGAUUUACUGAAAGCUAGGAACAGCGAAGAGGAAUAA